This is a messenger RNA of Geodia barretti, 1344 nucleotides long. Lineage: Eukaryota; Metazoa; Porifera; Demospongiae; Tetractinellida; Geodiidae. The record is from the annotation of a GenBank genome assembly.
AUGAGCGCAACCCAAACCCUGGCCCAGUUCAUUGCCGACACAGAGUACGAAGCUCUCCCAGUCCCGGUAGUUGAAGCUGCCAAAAUUGCCAUCCUGGACGGUGUUGCCAACAUGGUUGCCGGUUCGGUGCAGGAGUUGGCUGACAUCAUAGGCCGCUACGUUCGGGACAGCGGUGGCGCCCCCCAGGCCUCAGUCAUAGGCUGGGGCUACAAGAGCAACCCGCCGGCCGCCGCCUUCGCCAACGGCGUCUUCGGCCACUGCCUGGACUACGAAAUUCAGGGGUUCCCGCCCACCCACGGCACCUCGUCCUGCCUGCCAGCGGCACUGGCUCUGGCGGAACAGCAUCGCGCCUCCGGCAAGAGCAUCAUCACCGCUUAUGCGCUGGGCUGGGAGAUCCAGGGGCGACUGCGGGCCGCUUCAGCCCAGGCUACCGCACCUGGCCACCAUCCGCCGGGCCUGGUGGGGCCCCUCGGCGGCGCAGCGGCCGCGGCCAAGACAUUGGGCCUGGACGGGCAACAAACCCUCAUGGCCUUGGGUAUCGCCGCCUCUCGCACCGGUGGCCUCACCGCCAACACCGGCACAAUGGUCAAGUCCACCCACCCCGGCAACGCCGCCCGCAUGGGCGCUGAAUCGGCCAUCCUGGCCGGCAUGGGCUAUACCGCCAGCGACGAGGUCCUGGAAUCGCCGGUGGGGUACGCCGCCGCCCUGUUUGGCGGGAAUUUCAACUGGGACGCGGCCACCGGCCAUCUGGGAGAUUCCUGGCGAUUGACCGACCCCGGCUUUGACAUCAAGCGAUUUCCGGCCCAGGUAUACAUGCAGAAUGUUAUCGAAGCUGCCCUGAAUCUACGGGAGGAAAACGGCCUUGACCCUGAAGCUAUCGAGCAGGUAACCAUUCAGCGCCAGGGCCGGGGCCACUCCGGUCCGGUGCCCCGCAGCGGCCUGGACGGCAAAUUCAGCGUGGAGUACUGCGCCGCCGCCGCCCUGCUGGACGGCCAGGUGGACAUCGACACCUUCACCGACGAACGCCGCUUUGCUCCAGACAUGGAAGAGAUGCUGGGCCGCAUCAAUGUUGUGCCCGAGGGCCCCGAAUCCGGCGCUACCCUGUCUACCGCCCUUCUUAAGAACGGCAGCACGGUAACCGCCGAAUGCAACGCCUUCCGGGGCUCGGCGAAAAACCCCAUGUCUCGCGAUGAACGACUGGUAAAGGUACGCGACUGUUUUAACCGCGCCCUGUCCGAUGCGGACACCGAGAAGGUAGUUGAAAUGAUGGAGAACCUGGAAAGCGUAAAUGAUGUUGCGGAGUUGAUGGGCGUGUUGGGGCAGGUGGCGGUUAGCCGGGAUUAA